Messenger RNA from Gongylonema pulchrum, 207 nucleotides. The record is from the annotation of a GenBank genome assembly. NCBI's taxonomy places the organism in Eukaryota, Metazoa, Nematoda, Chromadorea, Rhabditida, Gongylonematidae.
AUGCUGCCGUACAUGGUACUCGUAAUUUUGUUCAGCAUCGAUGCUCUAGUGUUUUUAUCGCUACCGGAGACGAAGUCACGAGAGCUGGCCGACCAAAUGCCUCCGAAAGAAGAGCUAAUCUUGAACAGUUGCAAAUCGACACGCACAAUGAGCAUCCCUAUUGAUGAUGAUGAUACUAACAUUAACAGCACUGGCAAGAAGCCUUGA